UUCCUGGCUUGGCUUGAUUUGGGGCUUGCGAGGUCCUUUCACCUAGGCAUUUUUGGCUUCCACAGCACUGACAAAGCCUGAAGUGAGAGGAAGGUUACACUGCGCACUGUGCGACCGAGCACAAUUUGGUCAUUCUGAAUGGACUCAGUCCCCGUCAUCGUCCUCUGGACCGGCAAACCCAUGCGCUGUAUGCUCUCUUGCCGUCCUCCUACCCCGAGAAAGUUGGACAGACAGCAGAACCAAAGAGACGUUCAACCGGGCGGCCAGAAAACCUUGGAAGCUGCCCCGGAGGAAGUCGAGUCGAGUCAAAAGUGGAUUCUGUUGCGAGGCAAAACCAAGAAUUCAAGAUUUUUUCUCGGAGGAAAAGUCUUUGCUGGCAAAACUCUCGCUGACUGCUGCUGUUCGACUGCAAGCCCUCCAAGACGUGAUAUCCCUCGUGAUUUGACGACCCGAAUUAUGAACCUUGCACAAGUAUCCCGAUCGGGACGCUUGGCUGGUUUUAAUGCAGGCCCAUUGUUGUUCACUGUGCAGACCUCGGCCUUGCAGCACAAACUAUCGAUUAUGCAUUUUUCUUUCGUUCGAAUCGAGGGAUUUCGAAGAGUAAUAAUUGAUUUUCGACUGAGGUCCACCAGAAGCGGACCAUCAACGGUUUUCUCUUGGCUCUCAUCGCGUGCAGCCGGAUAGAAGGUUGCGAUAAGGCACGGCAAGGAAGAUUGGGGGCCCGGAGAAAUAGAUUGUGGGAGACAUUUCCGUGCUGCUGUCACUUUUCGUCGUGUCCCUGUCGUGCUCAUGUUCCCCUGCACUGCACUCUUCCAGCUGGGUCCUGGCAACAAUGUUUCAAGAGCUCACGCUGGGAGGUUUCACGAGGGAGCUUUGAACCUGAACUUUGG
This is a messenger RNA of Mollisia scopiformis, 890 nucleotides long. RefSeq lists its product as uncharacterized. The coding region runs from base 139 to 684 and encodes 181 amino acids. The transcript has a single exon. NCBI's taxonomy places the organism in Eukaryota, Fungi, Ascomycota, Leotiomycetes, Helotiales, Mollisiaceae. The record is from RefSeq and is a predicted model, not a curated record.